Messenger RNA from Quercus robur (English oak), 1731 nucleotides. Its product is annotated as inositol-tetrakisphosphate 1-kinase 1-like. Gene Ontology annotation, biological process: inositol trisphosphate metabolic process. The coding region runs from base 356 to 1357 and encodes 333 amino acids. Lineage: Eukaryota; Viridiplantae; Streptophyta; Magnoliopsida; Fagales; Fagaceae. The record is from RefSeq and is a predicted model, not a curated record. The transcript has a single exon. Gene Ontology annotation, cellular component: cytoplasm. Gene Ontology annotation, molecular function: ATP binding; inositol-1,3,4-trisphosphate 6-kinase activity; inositol-3,4,5,6-tetrakisphosphate 1-kinase activity.
AAUGCAUGUAAGCCGGAAAUGUGUCACUUCAGUUUUUUGCCAUCUAUCUCAGCAUGCAGAAACUGCAGCGACCUCUAGUAUGCAAUGCAGCAAAUCCUUGUCCGUCAAUUGAUACCUUGAGUCACAGCAGCACGUAUGCGGGACCCGAUAACACCUUUCGGCUGCACCUCAGCAUCGCGUUCAUUCUCCGCAAUAACAACUUUCUGUCACAGAUAUCCACAUCAAAUCAAAACUCAAAUCACUGUCUGCCGUUCAUUCUCAAAAACACUGAAACUGAGCUCUAAUCACAGUCACAGAUAUCCUUUUCCCUCUCUUAUUACUUUCUCUCCUCCCAAACACAAAUUAAGUAAAAAAAAUGUCUUCUCCAAUGUACCGCAUAGGCUACGCUCUUUCCCCCAAGGAUGGGCAACGCUUCAUCCAAAACUCUUUAAUCGAUCAAGCCAAACAACGCGCCAUCGAUCUCAUCGAAAUCGACCCCACCAAACCCUUAGCUCAACAGGGACCGUUCGAUUGCAUCAUCCACAAAAUCUACGGCUCCGAUUGGAACAACCAAGUGCAGCAACUCUCUCUCCAUCACCCAAACGUCGUCGUAAUCGACCCGCCGGAAGCAAUCGACCAUCUCCACAGCCGUGCCUCCAUGCUCGAUGUGGUGACCAGCUUGAAAAUCCCUCAAGGGGACCAAACCCUCGGGGUUCCAAAUCAAAGAGUAUUGGAAGAGUCGGAGAAUCUUGUGGAUUCGAUUGACGAAAUAGGGUUCAAGUUUCCGUUCAUAGCGAAACAGGUGUCGGUCGACGGCAGUGCCAAGUCACACGAGAUGUUCUUGGUGUUCAACGAGAACGGGCUGAAGAAACUGAAACUGAAAAAACCAUUUGUGAUGCAAGAAUUUGUGAACCACGGCGGAGUGAUUUUCAAGGUGUAUGCGGUGGGAGAUCACGUUAAAUGCGUGAAGAGAAAAUCGUUGCCGGAUAUAUCUGAAGGGACACUGAAUAAUAUGGCUCCGGAGGAGGGUUUGUUGUUGUUUAAGCAGAUAUCGAAUUUGUUUGCGAAAAAUGAUUCUUCUUCUGAGGUGGAGGGAUAUAUUUCUGGAGUGGAGAAGCUUGUGGAGGAGGCGGAAAUGCCGCCUUCGGAGUUUGUGACGGCGUUAGCCAAUGGGUUGAGGGAGGCAAUGGGGCUUAGGCUUUUUAACUUUGAUUUGAUCAGGGAUAGUAGAGAUGGGAAUAGGUACUUUGUUAUUGAUAUCAAUUACUUUCCUGGGUUCGCGAAAAUGCCCGAUUAUGAGUCUGUUUUUGUGGACUUUUUUUGUGAUGUUGUGGAAGAGAAGAGGAGGAAUGUGGAAUUGGAGGCGAAGGAGAAUUAAGAGGUGAGAGAUGGCGAGAUUGAAGAGAGCAAAACACUUGUGUGAGUAAUGCUGUGUGUGUGUGUGGGGCUGAAUAAGCAAGGUGACGCGGUUGGGUUAAUCGUUGAUGGUUUACUCAGCUGGAUGGAUCAAGUUCUUGACUCUCCGAGUACCUUUUUGGCUUUCUUUUUUGGCGAAUUUCAUAUAUUGUUUAGGCACCUAUCAGAUAGCCCUAAUUCAAAAGCGCUUAUUCAAGGGAUAUGUUUUGCCAAGUAUGUUUUACCUAUCAAAUUGAAUGUAUGAAUUUUGCUAUUUAUUUCUUGCAUUGGAAUGGAUUAGCCAUUUUGGUGAAUCUCUAAAUAAUUCAAGAAACAAUUUGGCUGCUUUCAUGAUUA